Molecule: messenger RNA, 996 nt
Organism: Passer montanus (Eurasian tree sparrow)
Lineage: Eukaryota; Metazoa; Chordata; Aves; Passeriformes; Passeridae
Gene: NUDT14
Product: nudix hydrolase 14
Exons: 5
Coding region: 198-866 (222 amino acids)
Biological process (GO): nucleoside phosphate metabolic process; ribose phosphate metabolic process
Molecular function (GO): metal ion binding; UDP-sugar diphosphatase activity
Source: RefSeq, a predicted model, not a curated record
GUGUCCCGUUUUGGGGGUGUGAAACUCAGCAUCCCGUGAUUCCGGCUCGCUCUGAGGGCAGAGGCCGGGCAGCGCCGCAGCCGCGUCCGUCAGCUCCGCUGCCGCUCCCGGCCCGUCCGCCGGCGGCUGCGCGCGCCUCUCCCCUUCCUCCUCCUCCUCCUCCUCCUGCCGCCGCGGCCGCUGCCCCCGCGGCAGGGAUGGAGGCCAUCGAGGAGCUGGCGGUCCAGCCCUGCACCUCCUCCCUCUACCUGCGGCCUUUCCGCCUCUCUUACCGGCAGAAUGGCACUAAGAAGUUCUGGGAUUUUAUGAGGACACAUGACAGUGUGUCAAUCCUGAUCUUUAAUACUUCUCGGCAGUGCUUUGUUGUGGUGAAGCAGUUCCGCCCAGCUGUUUACAUGUGUGAAAUAGAAAGGCAUCAUCCUCAAGUCUUUGAGAAUCAGGACAAGGAGAGCUUCCCUUCCCUGGAAAAUCCCUUACCUGCUGUGGUUGGAGUGACCUAUGAACUCUGUGCUGGCAUUGUGGACAAGCCAGGCCUUUCUUUAGAAGAAAUUGCUUGUGAGGAAGUUUUGGAAGAGUGUGGCUAUCGUGUUUCCAUUGCAGACCUCAGGAGGAUCACUUCUUACAGGUCUGGAGUUGGUGUGACAGGUUCUAGGCAGACUUUGUUUUAUGCAGAAGUAAACGACCAGAUGAGAACCAGUGGAGGAGGUGGCCAGCCUGAAGAAGGAGAGCUGAUUGAAGUUGUGGAAAUACCUUUAGGAGAAUCCAUGAAGUUUGCUUAUGAUGAGACUUUCCCGAAGACAAUGGGUGUCAUCUUCAGCUUCAUGUGGUUCCACAACAACAUAGCACCCAAACUACCCAAAAAGUAAAGCACCAUGAUUUUAAGGAAAGCUUUUCUGCUGCUGCUGUGCAUGCAGAAAGCUGCAAAUCUGCCUGCCUCAAUCAACUCAACUUCUCACAAGACAAAUAUUUCUUUAAAUAAAUUUGGAAGUAAAAUCU